CGGCACCGACUUGGCCAUGGCUACGACGCCCGAGGCAAGCAGCGUGAGCGAAUACACGGUGGUGAUUAUGGCCGGGGGCAAGGCUCGCGAGUUGCACCCGCUGACGGAAGACACGGCACUGUGCAUGCUCCCUGUGGCCAACCGCCCGCUCCUCUCGUACCAGCUGGAGAUGCUCGCGAGGUGCGGGACGAAGCACGCCAUGGUGGUGGCGUCCAAGUCGUCGGCCAAGUCCAUUAUGCAGUGCCUCGAGUCGUACCCUGUCCGCGGCCUGGUGGCCUCUGUCGAGGCGACCGACGACGACGCAGGCUCGGCAGACGCGCUCCGCUCGGUCGCCGACCGCAUUAAGACCGACUUUGUGGUUGUCUCGGGCGACAUCAUCUCAGACGUCAUGCUCCAGCACGUCGCCGACGUCCACCGCAUGAAGGACGCCACCCUCACCAUGCUCCUUGCCGCGCCGCGGUCCAAGAGGCGGCCCGGCAAGGGCGGCAAGGCCGCCGCCGCCGCCAAGGCCGCCGCCGCCGCCGCCGCCAAGGCCGCCGCAGAGGUUCCGCUCGAGGACCGCGACGUUGUCGCCCUCAACGAGGACGACUCCCGCAUCGUCAUGAUGGCGUCGGGGGCAGACUUUGACGCCAAGGGCAAGGCUUCGAUGCGCAAGUCGCUGCUCCGCCGCUACCCGCGCCUCGCCGUCUGCUCCUCGCUCAUGGACACACACGUGUACUUCUUCGCCCACUGGGUCCUCGACCUGCUCGCCGAGAAGACCUCGUUCAAGUCGAUCAAGGCCCACCUCGUGCCGUUCCUCAUCAACAAGCAGUUCCGCCGCAAGACGCUCUCGUCGCUGGCCCAUCUUGCCGCUCCGGACCUCGCCCUCAUGGGCAUCGAGCCGGUGGCGCUCGGCCUCGGCGGCGGCGCCGACGACUCGCUCGCUCUCCCGCAGCAGCACUUUCUCUCUCGCUCGACUGGCGGCGAGAGCGAGACGCCCAAGGCUGGUGGCGACUCGCUCUCGGCCCGCGCUCUCUCAUCAGGCCAGAUCUCGCCUGCAGAGGUCGCCGCAGACCUCGUCCGCUGCCACUACGUCCUCGCCACCGACGUCUACGCCCUCCGCAUCAACUCGAUCGAGUCGUACAAGGCUGCCAACCGCGACGUGCCCGCAAAGAACCAGGUUUGCGACCUGCGCCCGCUCAUUCCGCCCUCCUCGCGGUAUCAGUUUAUCGCAGACUCGGUCGAACUGACCAACAUCAACGCCGUCGGAUCCGAGUCGUGCGUCGGCGACUCGACAACGCUCGGCGACGGCGCCACCGUCAAGAAAUCCAACAUCGGUGCACAUUGUACCAUCGGCGCCAACGUCAAGAUUGUCAACUCGGUCGUCAUGGACCACGUCUCCAUCGCUGACGACGCCGUCAUCGCAAACUCGGUCGUCUGCGAGUCCGCCACCAUCGGCGCCGGCGCGCGCCUUGAGAACUACACCGUCGCUGGCGGCGCCACCAUCGAGCCGGCCGCUGACCACGACGGCAACUCGUUUGUCCCGCCGUCAUAACACGAGAGAAGGAGUUCAAUGGAUUGGUUACUCGUCAGCCUCGACCUCGGGCUCGGCCUCAGCCUCAGCCUCAGCCUCGGGCUCGGCCUCGGGCUCGGC
Molecule: messenger RNA, 1633 nt
Organism: Thecamonas trahens ATCC 50062
Lineage: Eukaryota; Apusomonadida; Apusomonadidae
Product: translation initiation factor eIF-2B gamma subunit
Exons: 1
Coding region: 17-1534 (505 amino acids)
Biological process (GO): cytoplasmic translational initiation; biosynthetic process
Cellular component (GO): eukaryotic translation initiation factor 2B complex; guanyl-nucleotide exchange factor complex
Molecular function (GO): translation initiation factor activity; guanyl-nucleotide exchange factor activity
Source: RefSeq, a predicted model, not a curated record